CCAACAAUGUCAACAACUAACAACAUAGCACAGGCCAGGAAGCUGGUGGAGCAGCUCCGCAUUGAAGCCGGCAUCGAGAGGAUCAAGGUCUCGAAAGCAUCUUCGGAGCUAAUGAAUUACUGCGAGCAACAUGCCAGGAACGACCCACUGCUGGUUGGAGUUCCCGCUUCGGAGAAUCCUUUUAAGGACAAAAAACCUUGUAUCAUCCUAUAG
This is a messenger RNA of Antrostomus carolinensis (chuck-will's-widow), 213 nucleotides long. RefSeq names its product G protein subunit gamma 7 (gene GNG7). Lineage: Eukaryota; Metazoa; Chordata; Aves; Caprimulgiformes; Caprimulgidae. Gene Ontology annotation, biological process: G protein-coupled receptor signaling pathway. Bases 7 to 213 code for a protein of 68 amino acids. Gene Ontology annotation, molecular function: G-protein beta-subunit binding. The record is from RefSeq and is a predicted model, not a curated record. The transcript is spliced from 2 exons. Gene Ontology annotation, cellular component: heterotrimeric G-protein complex.